UUAGAGAGUCAGUCAAUAGGUCAGUGUCCGGGUAGGUCUAAGUGGCAAGGAGUGAGACUCUUGUCGUGCACCUGACACCACGAUGGAUGACUAUCCGAUGUAUGGGUUGCUUGUUGGGUUCUCCCUCUGGGGGACCCUUUGGCGUCUCCUCUUUCCUCUGGGCUUUUGGCCCACCUUUACGUGUAGAGUAGGGCUUCGGGGUGGUACUUCCACCCAGCCAUACACGAAGGAGGAGGAGGAGAAGAUGGCCGCCAUCCUGAGGGAAAGAAAAGAGAAGAAAGAGGCCAAGAAGAAGGCCCUACAGGAGGAGCAUGCGACCAAGUUGAAAAAGAUUGAGGAAGAGAUGGCCAGGGAGAAAGAGAGAUUGAAGAAGGAAGAAGAGGAGAAGUUGAAGGAGGUGGACGAGGAAGAGGAAGAAGAUGAAACGCCACUGCAAAGGAAGAGGGGGCAGUACAGUGGCAGCAAAGAUGAUGAGAUGGAAAAACGGAUUUCAGAGUGGGUCGCCAACUUAUCCCUGGGCGAAGAAGAAGAAGUGGCGAUAUAUAUUCCCAAGGAUGAGCAAGAAGCCGCUAUGAAAAAGUGGGACGCAGAAGAAGAUGUCCUGAAGCGGCAGGCGUUGGAAGAUGAGAAAAGGAUGGAGUGGAAACUGGCAGUGAUGAGGGAGAAGAAGAGGAGAGUGGACGUGGCAGCAGAGGCGGCGGAAGAAUUGGAGGAGGUAAAAAAGAUAGAAGAGCAAUUAGCCGCCCAGGAUGAACUCCCAAAGAAAAUGGAGGUCAUAGCCCGGAAUGUUGCACGCUUAGCGAGAAUUCAGGCAGAGCAGUAUGACUUCAGUAGGAGUCAGCAUAUAGCUGUGCGUUCGAUACGAUUCGGAUUUCGGGACUUUGCUCGUGAGUUGGUGGGAGCUGUAGGAACCGAGGUGGGCCAUCGCCUCGACAAGACUGAGAGGUUUUGUGCUGGCGCCAUUGAAGGCGUCAAGGCGGCAGUUCCCAAGGAGGAGGAAGCACGCCCUCGCCGAGAGCCGGUCAAAGUCAAAUUCCCUGAUUCCUACAGUGGAAAACGGGAAGAAAACUUUGACAAUUGGGAGGCCAAUGUCAAGACCUAUGUGCAUCUGCAACAGGUAUCCCCGGAUCAGCAUGUUCUAAUUGCGAUCCACUCGCUUAGAGAUGAGGCCGCCAGCUUCGCAAGGUCCCUAGUUCGUGCGGCCAACAGCAAUGAUGAUGCAGUUGCGUAUUCGUCGUUCACUCCCCUCAUCGAUUUCUUGAAGUUGCUGCGCGAGCGAUUUGCUGAUGUUGCUCAAAGUGUCGAAGCCUCAGAUAAGCUCCUGACAAUCCAUGCUUGUAAGUGGAAGAGUGUCAGGGCACUCAAGAGCACAAUGGAUGAAUUAGUGGCUGUACCUGACCACGGGGUCACUGACACCCAGUCGGUUGCCCUUUUCUAUCGGGCUAUGCCCGAAGCCUUUCGAGGGCAUUUCUUCGCGAAGAGCGAAGAUCCUGCCACCACGUACGAUUCCCUUAGCCGUGAAGUGGUGACCUUUGAAGCAAAGUCGGUGUCAGUUUCCUCAUUAUGGCACAAGGACUUGGAUAAGGGAAAGCAAUGGAAGGGCCGCACUAUCUCAGGGCAAGUAAAGACUAAGGAUAGUCUUGUCCUAACUUUAGAUGAGGGUAGUGUGGAUGAAAUCCCCUACGAUCAGAUUGAGUGGGGGUUAGAGGAGGAGGACAGUUGUGUGGGUCAGGGGAGAACUUACGCUGCUGUCGCGGCUGGAGCGAGGCCGCAAGGAGGAGGACGAGGCCAGGGCCAAGGGGGUCGGGCCUCAGGGAGCCGGUUUCAGGGCGAUCAGGGGGUUGGCGGCAGAGGAGGAAAUCGCCAAGCGGGAGGAAGGGGUCAAGUGAAAAGGGAGCAGCUAGAAGAGCAGGUCUUAGUAGUCUAUGUUAGGCCAGUCACUGAGCCUAAGGAAGAGAAGCCUAUAGACCCUGCUAUUGCCAAGUUGCUGGAAGAGUUUAAGGACCUAGCUGAGUCGUCGACAGGAACAGUGUCGCGGCCCAUCCAGCACCGUAUUGAGAUAGAGCCUGGCAGUAGAACUCCUAAGGGCGUUGUUUAUAGGAUGUCCCCGUGGGAGUUAGAGGAGAUUCGCAAGCAAUUGGACGAGCUCCUUGAAAAGGGUUGGAUUAGGCCCAGUUCGUCUCCUUGUGGAGCACCUGUUCUCUUUGUCCCCAAGAAGGAGGGAGAGCUAAGGAUGUGUAUAGACUAUAGGGGUCUGAAUGCUAUUACAGUGAAGAAUGUUGAACCACUAUCGAGGAUAGAUGAUCUUCUAGAUCGAGUGCAGGGGUGCAAGUAUUUCUCUAAGAUAGAUUUGAAGCAUGGAUAUCAUCAGAUAGAGGUUCACCCUGAUGAUCAGUACAAGACCGCGUUCCGGACUAGAUAUGGGCAUUAUGAGUUUAUAGUGAUGCCCUUUGGACUAACCAAUGCGCCAGCAACUUUCCAGCAGUGUAUGAAUGACCUGUUUAGGCCUUGGUUAGAUAGCUUUGUCGUAGUUUAUCUGGAUGAUAUCUUAGUGUUUAGCAAGACCCUCGAAGAGCAUCAGGGUCAUCUCAGGCAGGUCUUGGAGAAGCUGAGGGAAGCUAACUUCAAGAUCAACGCAAAGAAGCGCGAGUGGGCGAAGACCCAAGUUUUGUAUUUAGGCCAUGUCUUAGACGGAGACGGCAUCAAGCCCGAAGACAGCAAGAUUGCAACGAUUAGAGAUUGGCCGGCACCGCUCCUUAAGGUAGUCGAUCCGUCCUUGCCCUUUGUCGUCACCUCGGACGCCAGUCAGUACGGCAUAGGUGUUGUGUUGCAGCAAGACGAUGGCCAUGGUUAUAGGCCCGUAGAGUUCAUGUCCGCCAGAAUGCCUUCAGAGAAGGUCGCGACAUCUACCUAUGAGAGGGAACUCUAUGCUCUCAGGCAAGCCUUAGAACACUGGAAGCACUACUUGCUUGGGAGGCACUUCAAAGUCUAUUCCGAUCAUGAGACAUUGAGAUGGUUAAAGACGCAGGCCAAGAUGACACCUAAGCUUACUAGGUGGGCCGCAGAGAUAGAUCAGUAUGACUUUGAGCUCAAGCCAGUCAAGGGAAAGUAUAACGUAGUUGCGGAUGCUCUAAGUAGGAGAGUUGAUUACUUUGGGGCGAUAGUGCAUUACCUAGACAUAGGGAGCGACCUGCAGCAGAAGAUUAGAGAAGCCUAUGCGCAGGAUCCUAUCUAUAGUGACCUCCUCAAGAGAGUCAAGGAGGCCCCAGAGACUGAGCCGAACUACCGCACUACUGAAGGGUUGCUCUUUGAGAAGACUAAUGUAUUUGACCGCUUGUGCAUUCCCAGUAGCGAAGAGAUCCGUAGUCUGAUUUUGGGAGAAUGCCACAACACAGAGGGUCAUUUUGGUUGGCAAAAGACUUUAGCCAAUCUGAUGCGCGCAUAUACCUGGCCAGGGAUGAAGAAUGACUGCGUAGAGUAUGUUCGCAGUUGUAAAGAGGAGGAGUCUGAGGAGAAUGAGGAGGAGGACAACGAGGAGGAGGAUAAUGACGUUGAGGACGACGAGGAGAAGGAGGAAGAAGAGGAGGAGGAGGAGGAGAAGGAGGAUGGGGAAGAGGAAGAAGAAGAGGAGGAGGAGGAGAAGGAGGAGGAGGAGGAGGAGGAAGAAGAGGAGGAAGAAGAGGAGGAGGAGGAGGAAGAGGAGGUGGAGGACAAAGGGAAGCAAACUCACCUGGCGUGGGCGGGCGAUGGCGCGUGGGUUGCGGCCGUUGGGCGUCGGAGUUCGGCAACUGCAACCUCGAACUCCACUGACAGGGCAGGGCGAAGUCACGUGCGAGAGAGCGCCGCAGUGCCUCAGAAUUCAAAUUUGAAAUCGGCCCGAUCUGGGUCGUCGAUCACAGAGAUCUGACGGCCAAGAUCGGGCCAUUUUCAUUUUCGAUUUCCGAGGCCCUACCGGCCUCGGAAAAAAAUUCCCUUCAGCCCCCCCGCUUCUCCCCUGCCCGCUUCUCACCCUCACGGCGCCAGAUUCCCCUUGGAAGCACCCCCCCCAAAUUCCCCACUGAUCGGACGUAGGGCCCCGGGCGGACGACCGACCGGUUGUCCGAUCGGACAACCCCGGACGGUCAAGGGGGGUCCGGACGUCCGAUCAGGUAACCUAGCCCAAAACGU
Molecule: messenger RNA, 4167 nt
Organism: Chara braunii
Lineage: Eukaryota; Viridiplantae; Streptophyta; Charophyceae; Charales; Characeae
Source: the annotation of a GenBank genome assembly